Rubroshorea leprosula is the source of this 1194-nucleotide messenger RNA. Lineage: Eukaryota; Viridiplantae; Streptophyta; Magnoliopsida; Malvales; Dipterocarpaceae. The record is from the annotation of a GenBank genome assembly.
GAUAUUUGUUUCUGGCUUUGCUUCACCGGGAAGAAUGGCAACACAAUCACCUGGAGGAGGUCGGAGUCUGAAGGGGACGAGCAGCAGAGAAGGGACGGCAAAAGCAACGGUGAAUGAUCAAAUUUCUCAGGCCGUACAGUCCACCGCCAAUCUCAUCCACCUCAUGCAACAGUCCUCUCCGUCCCAGGCCCAACUAAUGAAGCUUCCUAAAAAUCUUUUGGCCAAGACCUCAACAAUCAAGAAUACUGGGCAGGCGUUAGAGCAAAUGCCUCGAGUGAUUUCAUCCCUUGAUGCCCAUAUGGAGAUAGGAUUGCAAAGGUUGUUUCCAUGAGCACAUUUGUUAUUUUGGGUCACCAUAUUUUUAUUUUUAGAAUGUUUAACUUGCUAAAAGCCAUUUUUCAAAAUACAAGAAAAAAGAUUUUGUUGCAGUUUGAGACAUGGGAGGGAAGCUGUACUGACUUCUUAGAAGUUUAUUUAGCAUCAUUGAAUAUGCAAGAGUAAGCACACAUUAGGUUUGAAUGCUUAUGGUUUUGGGACAUCAAAUUUUCACCUUGACUCUUGGACCACGAGGGGAGAAAAAGACCUUUUAAUAUCACCAGUUAAUAAGUUGUUAAGAUAUCAUUUCAGCUCUCUUGACUUAUUUGAUUUACUAAAUUUGCAGUGUUCCUCAUCUUAAAACUGUAACUCAGUUGCUUGCAAAUAUGGAAAGCUGGCAGGUUAGCUCCAUCUCCCAAGCUCAUCUCAUUCCAGAGGAAAAGGAACCUCAGCAAGGAAAUCAACAUUCAGGCAUCGAUGGACAGACCUAACCUCAAAUCCAUUCUGCUAGCAUCUUCAUCAUCAGUGCUCACCAUGGCAUGAAAGAGAUUGGCUCCUAAAAGGGCACAUUGAAUGUAAGUAGAGAACCAACCUGUGCCUUUUUCCAUCCACACAAGGUGUUUUCCCUUUAAGAGCGGCAUUUAGGAUCAAAUUCUUCCUUGACCUUUCCAAAGAAAAAAACAAAGUCAUGGAUCAAUUCCUAAACAUAGAAAUUCUCCGAUUCACGCUCCAUCUUAGGCAACGACUGAUAUUCUCUCUUUACCUUUCGAACUAGGAUCGUUGUUUAUUUAUUCCCUUUACCUUUAUAUUUUUUCUAUCCUUUUCAUAUAUUUUUUGAAAUUAUAAUUUCAUGUAAAUGUAUAAAUAAUAAUGAUAAUA